Molecule: messenger RNA, 1506 nt
Organism: Brassica oleracea var. oleracea
Lineage: Eukaryota; Viridiplantae; Streptophyta; Magnoliopsida; Brassicales; Brassicaceae
Product: cyclin-A1-1-like
Exons: 8
Coding region: 98-1384 (428 amino acids)
Biological process (GO): regulation of cyclin-dependent protein serine/threonine kinase activity; mitotic cell cycle phase transition
Cellular component (GO): cyclin-dependent protein kinase holoenzyme complex; nucleus; cytoplasm
Molecular function (GO): cyclin-dependent protein serine/threonine kinase regulator activity
Source: RefSeq, a predicted model, not a curated record
AGGAAUUUAAAUUUGCCUACGCUCCGUCAAAACAACGGAUAGGAUCCUUUCUUAUAAAUUCAAAAAAAAAAAACCAUUCCUUCAUUUAUUUGGAGAAAUGUCGAAGACUACUAAUCAGAACCGGCGGCCUUCUUUCACCUCGUCGACGGAAUCGUCGAUGAGGAAACGUCACGGACCACCAUCUUCUUCGUCGUCAGUGAAACCGAUCUCUAACACGGCGGUUAUGGUGGCCAAGAAACGAGCCCCACUGGGUAACAUCACUAAUCAAGGGAAGGAUUCACGAAUAUUCCCAAAUUCAUCUUCUGCUGAUUCCGCACAUUGUCCGAACAAGUCUGCGAAAUUGAAGUUGGCACCACCAACAACACAACCUGUUUGCGUUAAUGCCUGUGAGACAAAGUCUACAUGUGAAGAAGAAGUGUCUGCUGUCGAGAGGAAGGCAUUUAGCAAUCUACACAUAACCCCGAGUUCAGACACAACAACUAAUGUCAGAAGAGAUGUAUUGUCUGAAACGGAGAAUAAGGAGGAUAAGUUUAUCAACAUCGACAAUAACGACGAUGCGGAUCCGCAGCUCUGUGCAACGUUUGCUUGUGAUAUUUACAAUCAUCUCCGUGCCGCCGAGGCAAAGAAGCAGCCUGCCGUUGACUACAUGGAGACAGUUCAGAAAGAUGUUAACUCUACUAUGCGCGGAAUCCUUGUUGAUUGGCUUGUUGAGGUAUCAGAAGAGUAUAGGCUUGUACCGGAGACGUUGUAUCUGACAGUGAACUACAUUGAUAGAUAUCUAUCUGGCAAUGUGAUUAGUAGACAGAAGCUUCAGUUGCUUGGUGUGGCUUGUAUGAUGAUAGCAGCAAAAUAUGAAGAGGUAUGUGCACCACAAGUCGAGGAGUUCUGCUAUAUUACUGAUAAUACAUAUCUCAAGGAUGAGGUUCUUGACAUGGAAUCUGCUGUUUUGAAUUACUUGAAGUUUGAAAUGUCAGCUCCAACAGUCAAGUGCUUUCUAAGACGCUUUUCUCGGGCUGCCCAAGGGGUUCAUGAGGCUCCGUGUAUGCAGCUAGAGUGUAUGGCCAGCUACAUUGCGGAACUGUCGCUUUUGGAGUACACAAUGCUCUCUCAUCCUCCUUCACUCGUUGCUGCUUCUGCCAUUUUCUUGGCUAAGUAUACUCUAGACCCAACAAGAAGACCGUGGAAUUCGACGUUGCGACACUAUACGCAGUAUGAAGCGAUGGAAUUGAGAGGGUGUGUGAUGGAUCUCCAACGGUUGUGUAGUAACGCUCAUGUCUCUACUCUUCCUGCUGUAAGGGACAAGUAUAGUCAACACAAAUACAAGUUUGUGGCAAAGAAGUUUUGUCCAUCAAUUAUCCCACCAGAUUUCUUCAAGAACAGCUAGCUGUAUUGAUUGAUCAAUUUUCAAAAUUAACUUUGUUCCAAUCUUGCGUUGGAUUGUCCUUUUUUUUUUUACUUACUUUGUCCUUUGUUCUUGGUUAAUCUCUUUGUCUCCUUUUUUAGCUA